Durusdinium trenchii is the source of this 10839-nucleotide messenger RNA. NCBI's taxonomy places the organism in Eukaryota, Dinophyceae, Suessiales, Symbiodiniaceae. The record is from the annotation of a GenBank genome assembly.
UCUUAGUUCAACCGGGAGCAGCUUGCACCCCCCAAUGCGUGGCCCUCGAAACAGGGGGGCUGCUUGUAGAGUAGCAUGUCAGCGCUUAGUGCGUCGAAAUCUGGCGCACGCAGCGCGCGCGGCCCAAAGCGGAUCGACUUAUCUGGCUAUGGUGCGCCUCUCAGCGCCAGGGGGACUUCAAGCGAUAGAGGUCCAGCAUCAAAGAUGCAGACUCUGCCAAGCACCACACUGACACCAGCGCCAAGUGUAAAGCGCAAACCUAGCGAGAUCGUUGCAGCCGCUCGGCAAGCUGGUGGGCUCAUGACGCUGGAGCGCCAGGACCUGGCAACAACGAGAAUUAUUUCUUUUCAAGACAUGAACGACUUCACGCAUCAGGUGGACUCGGUGGUUCCAAUGGACGAGCCGCUUUUCAAAGCGAGUCCUUCCGAGAUUCGAUUUGCAAAUUUUGAGAGUCUGCAGAACCUGGAUGCCACACUGAACUUGCGCAAUCAAGACAAUGUGGCAAGAAGGGUGAAAAUCCUGCAGCCAGAUAGCACCUUUUUCAAGGUCUUGCCGGGCAAAGGCCGCAAAGCUGACGCUGGAGACAACAAGGUAGCUCCUGGAAUGGAGGUGUCCUACAUAGUGCGCUUCACUCCAGAUCAGCAGGUCGAAGACUAUUCUUAUGACUUGGUGGUGAUCACCGAGCGCGAACGAUUCCUGGUGCCCAUCCGUGCCACGGGCGGUGGCGCUUUGUUGGACAUGCCCGAUGAAUUAGACUUCGGCCUGUCACCUGUGAAGUACGAGGCGCCCAAAACCAUUAUGGUCCGCAAUGUCGGAGAGAAACCCACAAAGUUCUUACUCAAGGUUCCGCCACCCUUCAGCACGUCCAUUCAAGAUGGCUAUCUCGAGGUUGGCGAGAUCAUGCAGGUAGAUGUGGUUUUCAGACCCGACAAAGCAGAGCCCUAUGAGCGAGAGAUGGUUGUGAUCUAUGGGGAUGGAAUUGAGGCCUAUGUCUCCCUGCGCGGCAGAGCUGAGAAUGUCAAUGUGACUUUCUCGGCAAGCCAGCUGCAAUUGGAGGAUACCUUCAUCGCUUUGUCGACGCAGAAGACGAUCGUGAUCCACAACAACUCAGAGAUUCCGGUGGAUUUUAGCUGGCGUGCUUUCCCCUCCAUCCAGGAGGAGAUCAGCCAAAAGUUGAAGCUACAGGUGCAGCUGAAACAAGAAGAACAAGACGAGGCUUCAGCUAUACAAGAGCUACACUCCGCAGGCGAGUCAGAGGCAGAGUCGGUCUUGAGCGAUACUUCCGAAGAGUAUGAUACCAGGUGUACAUCGCUGAAAGGAAUUGAGAUGGCCCAAGGGGCCCUCCAAAGAAGAUACAAGAACAUUACCAAGGCGAUCCUGGAGGACCCCAUGUUCUUCUAUGAUGAGAUCUUUGCCGUCGAGCCACUGUCUGGGCGCAUUUGGGCCAAGUCCAAGAUUGCAAUUACAUUUACCUUCACGCCAAAGGCUGCUUUGAAUUACCAAUGCCUUGCAUACUGCUCAGUGGUUGGCCGGGCUGAGCGUCUUCCAUUGCUUUUGAAAGGAACAGGAAUAGGGCCCAAGGCUGCCUUCUCCUAUGAUGAGCUGGAUGUGGGAGAUAUUUUCGUGGAAUCCGUGCACCAGUACGAGGUCAACCUCAUCAACCAGGGAGACAUCGAUGUGGAAUUUCGCCUUGUACCAAAUUCCUCGCCAUUCGGAUCGAUCUUCAGUUUCAUGCCGAGUGAUGGACGACUGGAAGUUGGGGGUGAGUGCACCAUUGUGGUGGAGGUUUGUCCAGACCUGCUGGGUGAAUUUCAGGAGACAUUCUAUUGGGAACUGAUUGGCAGCACCUCGAAGAUCGGGCUCAGCUUCAGGGGUCAUUCGGUCUCUCCAACCUUCCAUUUCGAUUUGGACCGGAUCUCCUUUGGUGUGGUGAGCUAUGGCUUCCUGAACUCCAAGACCCUCACCUUGACGAACACCUCUGAGGUGCCUAUGAGGUUUGCCCUGAGAAUACCUGGCGAUGGAAGAUUCACGCAGCGAGAAUUUGACGUGAUCCCACCCAAGGGCACGCUGCUUCCAAACUGUGCGCAAAAGGUUCAGAUUGACUUUGUGAGCUCGGCCCUCAGUGACCUCACUUCACUUCAGAUGCUUUGGCUUGUGGAACGAGCUGUUUUGGCACGAUCAGAUGUAUCAGAGGAGCUGGCCAGUAUUCCUAUCCAAGCUCGCUGUGCUGUGCCACAAGUGGCGUUAGAACCUGCAGAGCACGUGGACUACGGUGAUAUUUUCAUCCGUUAUCCUUCCCACCAAACGAUGGUGCUGAACAACACGUCAGCCUUGCCGGCCAAGUUUCAGAUCAUGCCACAAGAAGAGACCACGCGGGCCAUUGCAGAGUUCGAGCCAGACCAGUCUUUCGGCUCAGUGCCACCUGCAUCCUCACAUGUCCUUACUUUCACACUCACUUCACAAGUGAUUGGCACUCUGCAGAUACCCAUUACCAUACGGAUCCUGGGACAGAGUUCAGCGAGGAAUUUGAUCUUGAUUGCCAACACCAUUGGACCGAUUGUAAACGUGGAGCCCAGCGUCGUAGACUGGGGCAACUCACACUGCUUGGAGCCGAUUACAAGAUCUGUGCUCGUCACCAACAACAGCGUGAUCCCUGCCUCCAUACGAUGCAUUAUGAAGAGCAAGAACUCUCUUUGGACGUUGUCGCCCAAAGCCAUGGAACUUCCACCACAUGGCUCCGCAAACCUGAACAUGACUCUGACCAUCGAUGAGGUUGCCAAGAUGACGGAUACUGUCCAUGUCAUUGUGCACGAAAGCAACGAUGUGGCGGUGACCGUGAGGGCCAAGGGCAUUGGAACUCCAGUGAUGUGUCGCGAGCCGCUGGAGGUCAUCGAUUUUGGGACGCAGUACACCACACAGACGCACUCCAAGGAGUUUGUGAUAGAAAACAGAGGGCGGCAACCAAGAAAGCUUGUAUGGACACUAGAGUCCACCGAGGCCAAGAGGAAGGAGCGGAAGCUGGAAGAAGGUGAGACAUCUGUCUUCUCCGUGGUUCCAGAUACUCUGCUUUUGGAUGGCAAGUGCGCUUUCCGCUUUGUUUUCAAUGCUUCGAGCCCAAAGCCUGGCUCGCUGGUGGACACGCUAACCUGCAACGAGCUUUGUGGUGAUGAUCGGAAGGGCAAAGUGAUCUUCCGCUCUGAAUUGAGUGGCAACUUCGUGCUGCCUUUGCUUGAGCUAUCUGCCACAAGCGUGUGCUUCCGCUAUUUGUGGGAGCGGAACUGUCCGCUCCAUCCAUUGUCUGAACCGCUGGUCCUGAAGAACGUCUCACCAUUAGAGGUCCGUUUCUUCAUCAAGGUCCAGCCGCCGUUCUAUGUGAAUGUUGAUACCGUCUUCCUCAGACCGGAUGAGAACGUUGAGAUCCGGGUGGAGUUUGAUCCAGCCUUCAAGGUCGACAGAGUUUGUGGAACAGUGAAGCAGAAGCUUAGUAUCGUCUACCAGGACCAUCCGCAGAGGGACCACGUUGGCCUCAUUGGUGAGGUGAUUUUCCCGAACUUGACGCUCAGCACCAACAAGCUUGACUUCGGCUCUGUGUUGAAUGAGACGACCAAGCAACUGACUGUCACCAUGGGCAACCCCAACCCGCUUCCUGUGAAUUAUCAAUGGUCAUUUGUGGAGGAGGCAGAUUUGAACGACGAGGACUACACCAGAGCUUUGCAGUCAACAGCUUUACAGUCACCGACCACAACAGGCUUAGCCGGAGCUACAAUGAGCCCGGGCAAUUCUCAUACUUCAGGAUUUGGGCACAAACAGACGCCUUCCGCACCACCCUCGGAGACUAUUGAGCACUUCGAAAAGCGGACGUCUGUUGUCAGCCACGCGCCCACAACAAAGUCACGGCGUCCCGUGGUAGACAUUAAUCAGAUCUUUGACAUCCUGCCCAUUAUGGGCAUUCUGGAGCCGGGAUGUACGCAGGACAUUACCUUCACAUACUUUGGAAUGAAGAAUCAGAAGUUCGAUGUCGCAGCUGUGUGUCAAACCGAAGGUGGCCCCGAGUAUGAGGUGGCGCUCAAGGGCCAGGCCUCGAAGCUCGACUUUGUACUGGACAAGACGGAGCUGGACUUCGGUGAAGUGCCCUACACCGAGGUUCAGGAGAGGGAAGUGCUGCUCGUGAACACUGGCAAGGUGGCGUUUCAAUACAGCUGGAACCUUUGUGCUUUGUCCAGACCAUCAGUUCUUGACUGUUGGCCCAUUGCUGGAGAGAUCAAGGCUGGUGAUAAGGAGAGAAUCACAAUCCGAUUCCGAGCAGGCAUCCCGGAAGAGGUCUCAGAGGUGGCCUUGUUGGAGGUGGCUCACUUCGAGCGCCAGCGCAUCCAUGUGCGAGGCCAUGGCAUCUUCCCUGGCAUUCUUUUGAUGCAGGGCGGAGGUGGACGGGGCGAUCAUGGCUUCAAAGGGUUGGAGCGCUGGGAAGAGGAAGCGCACCAGACCAACAAAGAGCUUGCCUUGCAACGGCUACUGACCAAUGGCCCACCGCCUUUGGCCGCGUGUGUCUCCAACAGCACUAACAGCAGCAUGCAGAUCAGCGUCCAAAGCGGACAGGAGGUUUCGACCAGUGAGCAAUGGCAGCCAGAACCACAACUCAUCGAGUUCGAGGUGGACCGACACUACAUUUGUCAGACCCUCUUGUCCCAAGAGAAGGACUUGUGGCAAAAACACUUGGAAAAGUAUGCUGGAAAGGAGCCCACGUUCCAAAAAAGUGGAAGAGGCUCAGCACGGAACAAAGCUGAUUGGAGACCCAUGCUGGAGCUGCCUCCAGUGACAGCAGCGCAAUACUGCUGCAACUUCGGUCACAUUGUGCUGGGACACUCUGGCAAGAAGGUGAUCUCGGUCUACAACUGUUUCCAUGAGAAUGUGAACUUCAACAUCAGCCGAAAAGUCUUGAUGCAGUAUGGCUUUCAGAUCAGCCCAGAGAAGGUGAGCAAAGUCUUGCCAGGGAAAAAGGUGAAGUUGGAGCUUACUUGCUUCAGGGACAGGAGUGGUGAGGAGGGCAAACAAGAAACAACUUGGAUCAUCCCAGUUCGUGGUGGGCCUUUCUAUGAGGUGAAACUGGUGAGCGAGUUCGUACGCCCCGACUUGGAGCUCUCAUCCGAUUCCAUCGACUUUGGCCACGUGCCAGUUGGCCAGGUGAAGAGGAUCACCAUCAAGCUCCGCAAUGUGAAGCCUGUGGUGGUAAGCUGGGACUACAGGGUGCCGACUGACAAGUUCGGCAAACCGCUGGAGUGCGCUUACGUUCUCCAACCUCGUGCCGGGAGGAUUGCACCGGGCGAUAUUCAAUUUGUGACGGUGAGUUUUACUCCCACGGCGGCCAGUUAUUUCAAUCAGAAGUUGGCCUUGAGGAUCAUGGACAAUCCCAACAGAAAACAACUGCACAUGCGUGGACACGGUGAUGGUUUGCGAGUGGACGUUGAGCCGUCAAGCUUUCGUUUGGGACCUGUGCUUCCAGGGACUGAGAACUGCAUCCAAGAGCUCUUCCUGUGCAACCCCACAGAGUACACCAUUGAGGUCUAUAGUACUGAUUUCGACUCCAAGUACAAGGAGGAGGAGUAUUUUCUCCAAGUGUAUGACCAGUAUGAGAACGAUCGUAUGGAGCUCCCACUUCGGCCGCCGGGUGCUCCGACAUGGCCAAAGGUGGCGAAGCAUGGACGCAAAGUUCGGAGAGAGGAGUUGAUCAGGCAGCGCGAGAUCAAGGUGCAACAGAGGGUAGAAGCUCGACAACAGGCAGCAGAACGUGUUGAGAUGGCGAAGAAGCUGGCAGAAGUGGCAGAUGAAGAGGCUCAGGAGAAAGCGAACGCCGACCUCAAGGAGGCAGAAGCAGCACUGGCGGAGAUCGAUGCACUACCAGAGGAAGAGCCCGUGGAAGAGGAAUCUGUGGAUGAAGUCGGAGAGGUUGAAGAGGACAUGCAGCCAGAGAUGGACCCUGCCGACUUCCCGUACAGGGUGCUGGAUGAGGACCGACUUCAUGCCGUGCUCAUCGGCCCCGCGUGUAGUGGCAAGAGCUCACUGACACGGCACUGUGGCCGAGAGGGCAGGAAGGUCAUCACAGUCGAGGAGGCAGUAGAUUGGGCUCUAUCAGGCCCAGCUUCACUACAAUCUCCGGAAGAGGAAGACCGGCGAGCCAGGCUUCGUCAAUUGAUGACGACAGCUGAAGAGCAGCAUGAGCAAGCAGAGAAGGACAGAGAGAAGCAAGCUCAAAAGGCCAAAGAACAGUUUGUCCCUCGGCCAGUUCAGUAUUCCCUUCCGCUGGAGGAUGUGGUGCACUUCCUCCAAGCUCGAUUGCGGCUGCCGGACUGCAAUGCUUGUGUUGCUUUUGACAACAUCCAGAGCAAAUACGCCUCAACUGAGCAAACAGCGACAGCUAUCUUCUCAGCACUUUGGCCUGAGCGUGUGGUGGUGCUUGGCUUGGGUUGCUCCAUCUACGGCGAUGCUUUUGUGCUUGGCGAAGGCAAGCUUCCGGCACUUCCACAAGAAGAGGGGACUGACGGUACCGAGCCAGCUGUAGACGAGGUUGGGAACCUUCGAGCCUACUAUGCUGCUCUCAAGGUGGCCCUACAAAGUCGGCCCGAGAAGCUGGAGGCUCUCCUGACACCUGCGCAGGAAGCGGCAGACGCGGCUCAAGCAGAACUUCAAGAGAUUGCAACGAAGCUGAGCGAGUUGGAAGCGCGCAUGAAGCAGAAGGCUGAAGAAGCUGAAGCUGCAGGGGCAAAGGCAGCUGCAGAGGCCACUGAAGCUACGGCUGGCAUUUUGGUGGAAAGUGCAGCUGCGCUUGAAGACUUCGAGGCUGCUGAGGAAGCUGAGUUGCGCGACGUGCGAGACAGCUUGAAGAGCGCCGAAGAGAAAGCGAACGCCGCGCAGGCACACGUCCAAGAGAUUCAGGGCCAGUUGGACAGCUGCCUGGCCAGCACUCAGCAUUUGGAGAAGUGUGAGGGGUCGGAAGAAGCCUUGACGGAGAAAGUGCACGACAUGGUGUCGGCGGUGGAGGCUGCAGCAGCUGCAGUGUUGGAAGCUCAUCGCCCAAAGGCAACAGAAGCAACAGAAGCGGAAGAAGGUGCUGAAGCUCCAAAGACUGAAGCAGACGGCACAGGCAAGGAAGGGCAAGCCACAGAAGGCACCGAGGAGGAGGCCAAGGUAGAGCCAACCAAGAAGGCGGAAGAAGAGCUUCCGCAGGUGACAAGCUCGGUGCAUUUCAUCCCCUUGCUGCUGGAAACCAGCUUCGAGGCUGGCAUGCCUGAGGAUGAUUUUCCCACGAUGCGUGCUGCUUUUGCUGAUGCCCUGCCACCUCCACUUAUUCCCAAGGAGCCGCCAAUCCCACCACCUUCCUUGGCCCAGGUCGUGGAGCACCCCCCCGUGCGCUUGCCCCGGCCGAGCGUGCCACACUUCCAAUUGCAGACCCCACGGGAUGAAGCUCCAGAGGAAGGCAAGGAAGGCACGGAGAUUGAGCAGCCAACACGCUGGCUCAUUGAGCCACACGGACGUGUCCGCUUGCUGAUGAAGUUCUUUUCGGAGGACAAGUUCGGUCGCCAAAGCGAGAUCGGGAAGUACCAGACUUCUUUAGGCUUUGAAGUGGUUGGAGGUAUCUACGGAAAUGCGCCCGUCUCGAUCGAUGUGGAGGGAAUUACCGCCUUCCCAGGCAUCAGCAGUGAUCCUCGGAAUGUCUUCAUGCGCCGUGUGAAGACCAAACCUGCGAGCGGAUAUGCCAGCAAACAGUACGUGGCUUCAUCAGGUAUCUUUGAGUUUGGACCUCUUUUAGUCGGGCGCAGCCCUGACGCCAAGGAUGAGGCGUCCGAGCCGUACCUCAAGCAGCACAUUGAGAACUUCCGAAUUACCAACAACUCCUUUCUGAAGGCAGACGUGGCCUUCUCAUUGGCAUCCGCAGCGAAAGUUCCUGAUGACCCCAAAGCCAAAGCAAAAGCAGCACCAGCACCCAGCUUGGAGGAGUUUCCUUUCACGAUUGAGCCGAAGCAACUUGAGUUGGAGGUCGGAGAAACAAAGGAGCUUUCUGUAUCAUGCUUCCCAGUGAAAGAAGGAACCUACAGCGACACCAUUGUAGCCACCAUCACUGACAACCCUGAUGCUGUUGAGUUUGCUAUCGCUGCAAUUGGAGCUUUGCCCAAGGUCAGUGUGGAUAACACCGAGCUGGACUUUGACCGGUUGCUGGUGAAACAGCGGGCGGCGCAAACAUUGAAGGUCUCCAACGUCUCCGCUGUGCCUGUCAAGUGGCAGUUUGAGGCGACUCCUUCAGUUCCAGAAGGCUUCGAAGUCACCACGAUGGAGGGUGUGCUGGCAGUGGGUGAGGAGAAACUUAUCAGUGUGAUCUUCAAGUCGGAGACCGCCUGCGUACACAAGUUCAAGCUUACUCUGCAGAUCUCUGAUGUGGAAGGCUUGCGGAGCUGGGAGAAUGCUGCCGAGCUCAAUGUCCAGGCCGAAGCCUUCGUGGUGGAUGUGGUGCCGCAGUUUCCGGAGGAAGCGACCGGCUUGGACUUUGGUGAUGUGCGAGUCGGCGAACUGGUCGAGAAGAGCUUCCAGGUGGCAAACAACGGGAAGUAUCCGGUGAAGUUCCAGCUCCAUAUUCGGCGGAAGAGCGUCCGAGAGCUCGUGCAGAUCGACUACGGCGUGCCGUUGGAGGAGGGGCAGCUUCCAGAGCUACAACCCGGUCAGAAGCUACCCAUCAAGGCAACAGCGAGUGCACCUGUGGCCAUCCAAUUUCCUGAACCCAAGAAACAGGGCAGACGCAGAAAUGAGGAGCUGGAACUCUUGGUCUAUGACACCAAGACAGGUGACCGCGUACAAGUUGAGACUCCGCUGAUUCCAUUGAUUCUGCGCGCCGUCUACAACUCCUUCAGCCUGAUCCCAGCUGAUGGUCUCAACUUCGGACCGGUCAAGAUCGGGGAGUCCGGCACUCGCGAGCUGGAGAUUUGCAACGACGGACCUUUCAAGUUUGACUGGUUCAUUUUCGAUGCAGAAGGAGGUGUCAAGAAACCAGAGACGGCUGACUUUGUUUUGGGAGACUUCAAGCUGAGCCCUGGUGCAGGAUCCUUGGCACCCAAAGAGACGGCCAAAGUCAUCGGCACUUUCACUGCAACGGAGCCUAAGAACUGGCAUCAUCAGAUUGGGAUCCACGUGCCGGGCCUGCAAGAAGAUGCUAGCGACAGCAUUGACCUCAGGGACGGGGACACCGGAUACAAGGAAUACCUGCUCUCAGCCCAAAGUGCAACCCCAGGCAUUGAUGCUGGGAAUGUUCAUAGCAUCUUCGAGGAGCACUAUGUUGCACCCACUCUGGAGGAUGCUGUAGCAUUUGCGGGACGCCUGGCCAUUCGAGCUUUCGAUGAGGAAGCCCGGUACUUUUCCUUUGGACCACUUCCAGUACAAGGCCAAUCAUCCGACCCACCAGAUCCAGCAAGAUUCCGCAUCACAAAUCCGAAUCCUAUCGCCUGCGAUGUGAAGUUUGAGAUAAAACCCACAGCUGUGGUGGGCAAAGAUGCACCGGUCUUGCCUUUUGAGCUGUCCAGCAAGGAGCUUCACAUCCCACCGCAUGAGUACCGCUACAUCAAGGUCCGCUUCACACCACAGGCUUUGCAGAGAUAUUCUGCCAUCUUCGAAGCAACAGUCCCUGAGGGGAAGGAUCCCAAGACAAACAUUCUCAAAUUUGAGAUACGAGGCGAUGGUGCAAUGCCAUCAAUCGCACUGAGCGGCCCUACAAUUUUUGGUGACAGUGGUGGCCAGUAUGACUUUGGCAGAGGUCGCAUUGGAAAGCGGCAGUCUGUUGAGUUCACCCUCUACAAUCAGGGUGAUAUCCCAGCAGCGGCUCGUUUCGAACUCUCUCAGAGUCCCCACUUCACCUUGAGCUGUCCGCGGCGAAUCACUUUAGAACCCAAGGCAUCGCAGAAGUUUCAAGUCUUCUUUUCACCUACUGAGCUCGGAGACUUGAGCAGCUCUCUCCAGCUUCAAACUGCGCAGAAUCCCUACGAGGACGCUCGGGUGACCUUUGUGGGACAGGGCUACAAGGAAGAAGUGUCCUGGGAGCUGCCGGAAGUGGCCGCGGAUGAAGAGGAUGUGCUGGAUUUGGGCGAGGUAUGUGCCUGGGUCGUCAGCUUCCACAUCAACAACUCAACGGCGCACACUCUUCGCUUCCAGUUCCCAGAUUCGCUACCGCCGCCACUGGAGGGCAUCAAGAUCGUGCCUUCGAUUGGCCACGUUCUUCCGGGCAUGAAGAAGCAGAUUUCCUUCACCUAUGAACCACCAGCGUCAAUGAAAGCGGAUGUGUCGAUCCCGGUGCAAAUCGCUUCUAUCGUGCCUGAGGAAGAAGAGGACUGGGACAAUGCUUGGCAUUUGAAAGCGGCAGAUACACAGGAUGCUGAUGAGGUUGAUCCAGAACCUCCGCACACCGUGGUGGAUGGAUCGGCGCGAGAAAUGCCGCUCAGGACUUUGGCAGUUGCAGAUGAGAUGUCAUAUGAGUGCGGUGUUGAGCGCAUCUACUUCAGUGCCACGGUACUUUUCCAGAGCCGCUUGUACCGCUUCACAGUUUCGAACCCUUCGUCCAUUGCUCUUCCCUACAACUGGCGCGUGGUGCCGAUGGAGGAGAGAGAACGCACCGGGCUUCUACCUUAUUCAAUCACACCACCCAAAGGGACGAUUGCGGCGGGUGCUUCUGCAGAGUUCGAAAUCCGAUUCGCACCCAAAGAGGUCGAGGACUUUUCCGCAGUCUUGGAUGCACAGCUGCAUCAGCUAGGAGCCCCUGCGAAUCCCUUUAAAUGGUUCAGCUUUGCGGCCCUGGUGCCACUUUGA